Molecule: messenger RNA, 935 nt
Organism: Amorphotheca resinae ATCC 22711
Lineage: Eukaryota; Fungi; Ascomycota; Leotiomycetes; Helotiales; Amorphothecaceae
Exons: 6
Coding region: 232-690 (152 amino acids)
Biological process (GO): actin filament depolymerization; cell motility; actin filament severing
Cellular component (GO): cytoplasm; actin cortical patch; actin cytoskeleton
Molecular function (GO): actin filament binding
Source: RefSeq, a predicted model, not a curated record
UGACGAUAAACACCGCCCCCACCAGCACAAUCCUACCUUUGCAACUCUGACCUUGGAAGUGCAAACCUCGAAUCACUUACCAGCCCGCGAAACUCUUGUACGUAUUUGCAGCUAUCCCCAUCGGCGCCCACGGUAGCGGAUAGUAAAACGAGCGUCUGCUGUUGGAACCUGGCUGACAACCUUGGAAAGAUUGGAUCGGCUCAGCUCGUCGCACGACCUAACAUCGGCAUUAUGUCUCAAUCUGGAGUCUCCAUCUCCCCCGACUGCGUGUCGAAGUUUAACGAGCUGAAACUCAACAAGAAGAUCAAGUACAUCCUGUACAAAUUGACAGACGACUACAAAGAGAUUGUCGUUGAGGAAGCGUCCGAGGAUGGCGACUGGGAGCAUUUCCGUGAGAAGCUGAUAAACUCCAAGUCAAAGAACAAGAUGGGAAAGGAAGGCAAGGGACCCAGAUACGCUGUUUAUGACUUCAGCUAUGAGCUGGCUUCGGGCGAGGGUACAAGGAGCAAGAUCACCUUCAUCGCAUGGUCUCCUGAUGAUGCCGGUAUCCAGCCCAAGAUGGUGUACGCCUCAUCCAAAGAUGCCCUUAAGCGCGCCCUGAACGGCAUCGCCACCGAAUUCCAAGCGAACGACGAAGACGACAUUGAAUACCAAUCCGUCCUCAACAAAGUCAGCAAGGGUCUGGCAUAAACAUGCCUUCCUGUUUAUAGGUACAAUACAUCAAUCAAGAAGGAAGAGGAUGAGACGGUAGGAGGGAGGACUUUUCAUUGGUGCUGCUCAUUUGCCUGCGUGAUAUGCUAUGCUGCAUAAGAUGGGGGGCAAGUUUUCAGUCUUUUCUUUAAGACGGGAGGAAUCGUAGGCAUGAGACAAUGAGAUAUCACGCCAAACGGAAAACUAUUUCAAUUCUCUGAUGCCACCGUCCCCAUCCAAUUGAG